CAUGAAAGGGGAACUCAGGUGGGGGGUUCUGGCUCCUUUACGGGAGGGGCAGACCCCUGAAAGGAGGAGGUGUGGCGGGAUCGGGGCCCCUCUCCAGCAGGGUCAGGCUCCCUCAGCAUGGCCCUUGUAGCGCUGCCUGUUGCAGCUGGCGCACGAAGCCAGCCAUCUCCCUACCCGCUGGGAGCAGCGGCAGGUGUGUUUGCUGGUUCCAGGCUGGGGCCAGGACUCCUGGGUUCUCUCCCUGGCUGUGCAGGGAGUCAGCCUGUUGAGCAGGCGGAGACCCACAACUCCUGGAUUCUGUUCCUGACUCUGCCACAGCCGCCUGCUCCCCUCUGAGCUGCAGCUUCUCCAGCUCUGCAAAGGGGGCGAUCAUGCUGCCUCCCCUCCCAGGGCCGUGUGAGGCUUAAGUCACUGAGGCAUGUAAAGAGCAUCAAUAUGAAAAGUGCUGGAUAUCAUCAUUGGAGGGAAGGUGCAGCCCAAGGAGAGAGCAGGUCCCUGCGAUACAAUCAACUUAUUUAUACGGCACAUUUUCUACAACAUGGAAGGCAAAUUACUCGACAGGCUGCAUCAAUAACAGGGCAAGAGAACAUCAGGGACAGGACUUCAGGGUUAAGCCCAAGUGCCCCCCAAAUUCUGCACCCUGUCCAGGCCUGUGUUAAUAACGAUCCCUGGCUUUUAGAGAGCCGUUGCAUCGGUGGAUCUCACAGCACCUUGCAGACAAGCAGGUUUGUUUCUGGCUGGCAGAGACGAUGCCAUUGAAAGCAGCGGCGUGACUGCCCCGGCCCCACCAUGCCCUUUUCCGACUUUGUCUUAGCGCUGAAGGACAAUCCCUACUUCGGGGCUGGCUUUGGCCUGGUAGGGGUGGGCACGGCUCUGGCUUUGGCCCGGAAGGGGGCCCAGUUUGGGGCGGUUGCUUUUCGCCGACACUACAUGAUCACCUUGGAGGUGCCCAGCAAGGACAAGAGCUACCAGUGGCUGCUGAGCUGGAUCUCGCACUAUGCCAAGCACACGCAGCACCUGAGCGUGGAGACCUCGUACCUGCAGCACGAGAGCGGGCGCAUCAGCACCAAAUUCGACUUUAUCCCCAGCCCUGGGAACCACUUCAUCUGGUAUCGGAGGAAGUGGAUCCGCAUUGAGCGGAACCGAGAGAAGCAAAUGAUUGACCUGCACACGGGGACCCCCUGGGAGUCAGUGACGUUCACAGCCCUGGGCACCAAGCGGGAGAUCUUCUUCAACAUCCUCCAGGAAGCCAGGGAACUGGCUCUGAGGCAGCAGGAGGGGAAGACAGUCAUGUACACGGCCAUGGGUGCCGAAUGGCGGCCGUUUGGGUUCCCGCGCCGCCGCCGGCCGCUCGCCUCCGUGGUGCUGGAGAAGGGGAUCGCGGAGAAGAUCGUGCAGGACGUAAAGGAGUUCAUCAAUAACCCCCAGUGGUACAGUGAGAGAGGAAUCCCGUACAGGAGGGGCUAUUUGCUUCACGGGCCCCCGGGCUGCGGGAAAAGCAGCUUCAUCACGGCCCUGGCCGGGGAGCUGGAGUACGGCAUCUGCCUGCUGAGCCUGAGCGACCGCAGCCUCUCCGAUGAUCGCCUCAACCAUCUCCUCAGCGUGGCGCCGCAGCAGAGCAUCAUCCUCCUGGAGGACGUGGACGCGGCCUUCGUCAGCCGGGACCUCGCUGCGGAGAACCCAACUGCCUACCAGGGCAUGGGACGGCUGACCUUCAGCGGCCUCCUCAACGCGCUGGAUGGCGUCGCCUCCACGGAGGCCAGGAUCGUCUUCAUGACCACCAACCACGUGGACAGGUUGGACCCAGCCCUGGUGCGCCCUGGCCGGGUGGAUCUGAAGCAGUACGUGGGACCCUGCUCCCGCUGGCAGAUUUCCCGCAUGUUCCAGCGCUUCUACCCAGACCAGCCGGCGGCUGCUGGGGAGAAGUUUGCAGAGCAGGCCCUGCGCGUCGCGGAGCAGAUCAGCGCCGCCCAGGUGCAGGGCCACUUCAUGCUGUAUAAAGCAGACCCAGCCGGGGCCAUUGAAAACGUGCAGUCGAUUUCACUGUGAGCGAGGCGGGCGCCCUCACGGGGGAGGGGCUUGCAGCGCCAGUGCUGGGAGUGACUCAUGGCGGACUCGAUCACCGUGAGGAUGCUGCUCUGGGCCAGUCCCAUGGAGCUGCUCGCUCUUGUUUCACUACCUCAACAAGGCCUUGGGUUUCUAUUAAAAUAUAAAGAGAACUAGGA
Messenger RNA from Mauremys mutica (yellowpond turtle), 2225 nucleotides. It is a transcript of the gene BCS1L, whose product is annotated as mitochondrial chaperone BCS1. Gene Ontology annotation, biological process: mitochondrial respiratory chain complex III assembly; protein insertion into mitochondrial inner membrane from matrix. The coding region runs from base 790 to 2049 and encodes 419 amino acids. The transcript is spliced from 8 exons. Gene Ontology annotation, cellular component: mitochondrial inner membrane. NCBI's taxonomy places the organism in Eukaryota, Metazoa, Chordata, Testudines, Geoemydidae. Gene Ontology annotation, molecular function: ATP binding; ATP hydrolysis activity. The record is from RefSeq and is a predicted model, not a curated record.